Effrenium voratum is the source of this 1752-nucleotide messenger RNA. NCBI's taxonomy places the organism in Eukaryota, Dinophyceae, Suessiales, Symbiodiniaceae. The record is from the annotation of a GenBank genome assembly.
AUGGCCACAGGCGUCACCGGCGUCACCAAAGCGGAGGCCAGCUGCGGCAGGAACAAAUUAGCUGACAGCGCAACCAAGACAGGCGCCAAGGAAGCCAGAUCUUUCUUGCCGCGCUUGUUGUUCAGGAAGUUUGCCAGCAAGCUGAGGUUGCAAGUCGCUGUAGCCGAAGACUGGCCACGUUCGGGCGCGAAAACCCCUUCCAAGGAGGCCGAAGCAGAGCUUGCGAAGUUGCAGUCUCGUGAUCCGCCGCUGCCGCAGGGCGAUGUGAGGAAGCUGGGCGUGCCGCAAGCGCUGCCAGUGCCAGCGCCCGUGGAGAUCCGGUCCCACAUCGUCUCUAGGAAGCCGCGGUCGCCCAGAAGGGGGCAGGUGGUCGACAUGCCGGGCAUGGGGCAGGUGUACGUGAUGGAAGAGGAUGGUGCGAAGUGGGCCCUGGUCAUGAAGCUGAGCAGGAACGACUUCUGCCAUGGAAGCCCCAGGUGGACGGAUGGUCAGGCCUUCAACCCUCACAAAAUGCUGGACGACAGCCUGCCGAAUAUCCAAGAGUAUGAUGCCAAGAGCAUCGCCUUUCACAAGCUCCAGGGGGUCACUGCAAUCCGAUUGCAGACAGGCACUGGCACCUCUGAGGUGCAUUUUGAAAGAUCAGACACGCCCGAGAAGCUGAUCACCACCAACGACGCCAAGAUGUCAAAGCACGGUGGCUUCAACACCUGGAAUUACUGGAACUCAUGGAAGUCUACAUUCGGGAGCGAUCGCAACGGUAAUCCCGCCUUUAUGCGCGCAGACAAGUUUGUGGCAGACCCCUCACCGGAAUGCCGCACAAAUCCUGAGGCUGGCCCGCUUGGCUGUGGCCAGAAGUGCGUCUUCUGUAUGCAAGCAGGAGAUGGCAGUGGAUGUCCAGUAGCGCCUGGUGCGCCACACCCCAAUGACGUCAGCUCCGGCAUCGGCUUGAGCGUAGAGUUUUGUGGCGGAGGCCGCGCGGGAGACUGCAGCACCGGUGGUCAUUGGUCGGGUCAGCACAGGACGCUGGUGUGGGCCAAAUUCUCAGGCAGUCACCGCAUCUUUAAGAUGGACAUCUCUGGCGUUGGGCAGGUGUACGCGAAGAAGGAUGAUGGAGGCGCCAUGUGGGCUCUGGUCAUGAAGCUGAGCAAGAACGACUUCUGCCAUGGGAGCCCCAGAUGGACGGAUGGUCAGGCCUUCAACCCUCACAAGAUGCUGGAUGGCAGCAUGCCGAAUAUCCAAGAGUAUGAUGCCAAGAGCAUCGCCUUUCACAGGCUCAAGGGUGUCACUGCAAUCCGAUUGGAGACAAGCACUGGCACCUCUGAGGUGCAUUUUGAAAGAUCAGACACGCCCGAGAAGCUGAUCACCACCAACAACGCCAAGAUGUCAAAGCACGGUGGCUUCAACACCUGGAAUUACUGGAACUCAUGGAAGUCCACAUUCGGGAGCGAUCGCAACGGUAAUCCCGCCUUUAUGCGCGCAGACAAGUUUGUGGCAGACCCCUCACCGGAAUGCCGCGCAAAUCCUGAGGCUGGCCCGCUUGGCUGUGGCCAGAAGUGCGUCUUCUGUAUGCAAGCAGGAGAUGGCAGUGGAUGUCCAGUAGCGCCUGGUGGGCCACAGCACAAUGACGUCAGCUCCGGCAUCGGCUUGAGCGUAGAGUUUUGUGGCGGAGGCCGCGCGGGAGACUGCAGCACCGGUGGUCAUUGGUCGGGUCACCACAGGACGCUGGUGUGGGCCCAGUUCUCAGGCACGUAG